UAAAUCUCUCGUUUCUAUUUCUUUGAUUGGUUUAUAAUCUUUUGGUGGUCUCUGUUUUUCUUCAAUUUCUUAGUUCUGGUGCUUGUUUUCUUAUGUCUCCUUUUCGUAUUUGGUAGAUCAUCGUAAUUUCCUCUUUUUUUUUGAAGUUUCUUCUUUGUUUGCUGGAAUUUUUCUGUGUCUGUUGCAAGGUUUAAUCAAUUGAGCUGUAGUUUGUUUUCCUCUCUAGCCUUUAUUCAAGUUUUCAAGACAAGUCUUCUUCUAAUCACUUUCUGUUUGAUUUCUAUCAUGGAAAAUGAUUUAUUAUGUUGUCAAUUUGAUAACCUUGAUUUUGCAACUAUUUCCCAAGGACAGUCUCCAAUCUCUUUGAUUGAGAUUGAUUUUCUUUGUAAUACUUUCAAGGGUCUCAACUUGGAUGAUGGUGAUCAUAACAAAAUUCAAGCUAGUGAAUCUGAAAUUUUAGAUGGUUUUGCUCACUGUCAAGCUUCCAUUACCAGCAAAGUGCCCUCUCUCAUGAGUGGGAAUUUCAACAGUUCUCUGGAGAUUAAUUGUCAAGCAAGAUUCACUCUUUUUGGCAAGUUUCACAGUGUUAUUCCGAUCAGGAGUGUUUACCUGGACGACGAUGGAGUCUCUGAUGAUCUGAAUUUCAAGUUGUCCGACGAAAUUGACAGAACUCUCCAAACAAGUGGUUCGGAUCUUCUUCCAGGCAGUUUUCUGAGGAGUGUUUCAUCAUGUUCUUUUUUUCCAAUCAGUCUAAUACAAUUCUUCUGUUUGGAGGGAACAUGUCUUGGUUUAUCUUUGCUAGUCAUCUUUCUCUUUGGAGGAGUGAUGCACCUUUGUAUUUCACGCGUGGCUCAUUUAUGAGAAUUAAACGUCAACAUGUUCACGUCCUGAAAGAUGAUCCAAUAGUGGUUGAUUGUAAUCAUGGUCGAAGUGGCGCUGAUAAAGUAUUAGCGAAUUUGAAGAUUUCUUCAUUAGAACUGGACCGAUUGAGGAUGUCUACUUUACUUCCUGGACGCAACAACUCUUGUCUUGACACAUAUCUGCACUUACCUUUAUUUCAUUUUCCUCUUUGUUGUAUGAGCUUACUUUCAUUGUCUUGUGUUUUCCCCUCUUCUAAAUGGUUCAGCCUCCGGUCUAGUGUCUACUAACUGUGAUGGCUAAAUUUGUAACCGCUUGCUUAUAAAAAAAAAAAAAAUUUAAAAUCUUGUCCGGAAUGGAUUAGUUAGUCUUAACCCAUCCUGGAGGAGCAUACAAUUUAGUCCCGUUUAUUUGAAAAGUAGAAAGUAUAUGUUUGUUCUUCACACGCUUCGCAGAAGUGAUGCACGAUGGAGAAAUGUGAACUAUCUCAUACUGCAAGAAAUA
Molecule: messenger RNA, 1362 nt
Organism: Papaver somniferum (opium poppy)
Lineage: Eukaryota; Viridiplantae; Streptophyta; Magnoliopsida; Ranunculales; Papaveraceae
Exons: 2
Coding region: 286-861 (191 amino acids)
Source: RefSeq, a predicted model, not a curated record